AUGGAAGCGAUUUGGCAUUUCCUGGGCUGCACUUCGAUUGACAAAGCCGACCGCACUGACAAGGAUGCAUCGGACAUGCAGCUCAGUGCGUUUGAGUUCCGACACUACCGAACAAGUCUGGAGCAUAAUCAGCAGAAGUUGGUCGAGAGAGUUGUGAACCAAUGGGUUGCAAUGCUGGUGAAGGGCAUCGUGAUCAGGGUCAACGGAUUUGAGGAGAAGACCUUCCUUGACAAGGAUUUGCUGAAUUUGGAACUGAGUGGCGAGCUCUAUCCGUUGGAUGCAUUGUGUCGAAUGACGAUGCGCAAAGAGUCUGACGAUGUAGUCAUGAAUGUCCCAUGGAUCCUAGAUCUUAACUUUGAUUUCGAAGAGGGUGAGGCGGUGUUGUCGUUCAGCUUUGAGCAAGAGCGCCAUCGGCUUCAAUUUGCAUUGAUGCUGCGGAUCUUGCGCACGCGCAAUCCUCGCUUGAAUCUUGCCGGCACGUUUGAAGUCGUGAAUGAAGACGACGAUGAUGAAGACGACCCGGCAGUGUCGAAUUUCAAUAGGAUUGUUGGUUCCACGCGGUUUGAUGUUCAAGGAACGGGCAUCUCGGUCAUCAUCAGUGUGGGCUCAUUGAACAUACACCAGCAUCUUCGAUGCAACAAUCGGCACGUCUACUUGGAGUUGUUCUCUGACUACCCGCGAAGGGACAAGUUUCUCUAUGCGAAGUCAAGCUACAACAAUCUUCCGGGAGCCGUUUUGCUGGGAGAGAAUGACAUGAAGAACGGUCGGAAGGAGACGGACAACGCUGAUCAAGCCGACGGCCGGAAGGGUAACAAGUCGGAUCAGCAUCUUUGUACUAUCAACUUUGACUUGAAAAAUGUGAAGCUGAAGAUUCCCAAAGUUCCAUUUACGGUACAUGGCCGCCUGAUGGUGAAGGACGACUUCUUUCCUUCAGUUGUGGCGACGUUUGAGCUUCCGAUCUCGAAGGCUCAUUUACAGGACCUGCGGGAGUCCGCAGAAAAGCAGGCAAAACAGCCAGAAGCUGUGGAAGUGCCUUUGCUUCGAAGUUCGAAACAUUCGGAUGGGCCGCAAGAGAUUGCGAGCUUACAGGUGCGUUUUCUAGGCUUCGUGACUGAAGAAAACACCAGAAAGAAGCAGACAACCAACAGCAAAGGCAACAACGAAGCAUCAAGAGAAGAUUCUUCCAGUGAAGAGGAGGACGACGACGAGGAGGGUGAAGAAGAGGAGGAAGAGGAGGAAGAGGACGACGAGGAAGAGGACGACGAGGAAGCCGAGAGCGGGGAGAGAGGCAGUGGGUACCAAGAAAGCUCCAAUGCAGGCAGUCAGCAGUCCAGUGCUACAACGUCAACUAGGCAGUUCACGAGACAGAUCGAGACAGUCGUGUCUUGCAAACAGCUCCGGGGUCAGUGUAACAGCACAAAGAUAACUUGCGGCUUGAGCAUUGGAGUUGUUAUGGGUGCACGACCUUCGGGCGCACGUCUCGGAAGCACCGAAGGUCCCAGUCCAACUGAGGACGAUUCAAACGUGGUCCUGGAGGUUGUAAACAACUCCGGAUUGAGGUUGCACAGAUCUCACGUCGACCCUGUGGAGUUUGCACUCUCGCUACCUGAAGUUCUGUCUUCAACACAUACUCUGAUCCUUCAAGAUGUUGGGCAGCAGGAGGUCUUCAUCAACUACACGAGCUGCCAACCUGUUCCAAGUUCGCAGGACGGCAUCCUGCGCAAUCCUCACUUGACAGAGAAGUGCAUCGCCGCCCCGGUGGUCCUUUCAAUCUAUAUCGCAAUUGCAGAUGGUGGACUGCGAGCGUUUGUACUCGGGGGUGCCCACCGUGUGGACAUCGCUGCGACUUUCAAGCGAUUGCCAGAGCAUGCUGACGAGUUGCGAAAGUUGGCGAACCGACAGGGUUCAUUGGGAUUCUGCUCUUGGGAACAACGGCUUUCUCCAAGGAGUGCAGUGCUGGCUCUUGCAGAACCAGUGCCGGGCAUAUCGCAGCAGCGAGCCGCACUUUUAGAUGCUCUUCAAGGAGCCCGGGCAGGGGCCGCUGGGGCCGGCGCCGGAUACGAAAGUCAGCUGAGGAACCAAGUCGGUUCCACAACUCUGCAGUCGGACAUGCGGGAACCCGCAGCACAACAAGCUGCAAAGAGUACAUUGACAGAACCCGGCGAUUCGAAGGUCUCCUCAAACCUGUGUUGCCGUUCAAAUGGGCCGCCAGUCCUUGCCACUCGGAUUGACUCUAGCGGCGACACAGCACAGGCAGAUGGCCAAGAGCGGACUUCAAACCAGAUGGCUCCAGUUCAGAAGGCCUCCACAGUGGAAGGCAAGCCUUCGGAAGAAUCCUCAAGUGCCUCCUUGGCGCCAACUGGACUUCAGCCCAGCAGCGCUCGCGUGCCCGAGUGUGACAACGAGUUUCAUGCAGCAGAAGCUGGCCGAGCUGUCACUGCCGCAGCCCAAAAGGAUGCCGGCAGGUCCCGAACCGGUGCGCUGGCUUUACAAGUGCAGCAGGCAAUGAAGGAGAGGCAGGAGAAGGAGGAAGAAGAAAGACGUUUGCAGAGGGAAGAGGAACAACUGAAGGCGAACUGUUCCGCGGUCAUCGCAACGCAAGACAGCGAAUAUCAAAGGAGCCUUUUGCAUGAUCAAGUCCGAGAUCUACAGAAGGAGCAGACAAAGCUGCAAGAGUCGGAAAAGUCCUUGUCCACAGCUUGGACCACAAUGGCGCAACGUCGCCAAAAUGCCGAAAUUCGUAUAUCCAGGUAUGGUGAAAAUCCACGAAUCCGUGCAGAAGCUGACAAAGCUGCGGAGCAAGAAGGGUCCUUGCUCUCGGAGCUGACAGAAGUGUCACAGCGCGAGUCUUCUCAGCACAGCUCCUCCAUGCCAACGGUCAGCUGGGAGCUGCUGUCGUCAGCACAAGUCUGCGAAGAGGAUCCGCCUUUGCCUGGGGGUGAAGAUGACCCGCGGGACCAGAAAACUGUUGAGGUGACAGAGGAUGCCUGGAGCGUGGUGUGUUCCGAGCGCAUAGACACGUCGGGCUGUGUGCAAUCAUCGUCACGGCUGGCCUCUUCGCACCAUGAUCCCAGCAAGGAGGUGCGUCUCGAUUGCCUGCCCGAGCUUCAGCCGAACGCACAGCCAUGUCACCUGCAUCGCCGUCACCGGCCAAGCUGCAAGCGUUGUGCUGCAUUUCGUGGGCUUCCUGUUGGUAUUGCCGGCACUUCUCCUUCACCUUCGGCGAGCAGAGAGGUCGCUGCGCUUGACAGGGAGUGCUCGUCCGACACGUGCCUGGCACCGGAAGGCUUCAGCUCAAAACUACAGAGCCAAGUGCUGCAGUCCGCAUAUUUCCGCUACGUCUUGUUGUGCGUCAACGAUGUUGAGUCAUUAGUGGACGAGCUGCAAAAUCACGCCGAUCACGCUGAGCCGUACACGCCUCAUUCGCAGAAUGAUCCGUCUACGCUCUUCUGCUGCAUUUAUCGCUUGUCGCAGCUACAGCCGUCCGAAGAACAGGUGCAGCAACUUGUGGGCUUCAAAGGGUCAGUCAUGGUGCGUGCUGCUGGCAUGCUGCACAUUCGUUUCAGCUGGCCGGCUGGAGAUGCCUGGACUUGGCUUCGAAGAUUUCUCUUCGACAGGGAGUUCUUCAGGCCUGGCUGCUCCGCAUCUGCAACAGUCACAAUGGGCGACUGGGUGGAAAGCCUUCUGCGACAUGAGAAGUAUUACGACAUUGUGCUCCCAAGAUUGCCGGUGAGCCUCAAGCGAGAGAUCGCCAUGGAGCUUGUGCAGUUGCCAGAGCUGCGCGAGGCUCAAAACAAAAAUCCUCGACAUGACCACUUGCGGCGUGUCGGGGCGCACGUUGAUGUUCUGAAUGGACGGACUUGGUCUUCUGCAGCAGUGUCGACAAGUAGCAUCGUCGGACGAUCUCUGCUCGUGAGUGUGCAAAUGGACGAUGGCUCCGUACAGGAGGUGCCCUGUGGCUUGCUUCGGCCAGCUCAGCAAGCCAAGAAGCGGUCCAGGUCUCCCAGGUUUCAACAUUCUACGGACAAACUCUGUGAAGAAUUCCUGCGACGCGAUCGUGCGAAGGCUGUAACGGAUGCUAAGCAUGGUUAUUUCAAGCCCAUCCCGAAGUUCAAAAAGAUGCUGAUGACGAAAGACAAGUGCUUGAGGCACUCGGCCCCGGAUGAACCAUUGCCUCUUUUGGUGCGGAGUGCCAAAGAGGACCUGGUGCAGCCAGCACAAGUGGAUCAUGCUGUUCCAGAGGAGAGGCGUUCACAGCUCAUGCAAGUCGUGCGCAAGUAUGCAUCUGGGGGCACUUCGCGAUCGCUUUUGGAUCGCCAGGACCGACUUGAGUAUCAUGACUGGAGCACGGCUGCAAGUUCUGCCGCAGAAGUUUUGGUGCCUGAGACAUUGAGGCUAGGCUAG
This is a messenger RNA of Symbiodinium sp. CCMP2456, 4404 nucleotides long. The record is from the annotation of a GenBank genome assembly. NCBI's taxonomy places the organism in Eukaryota, Dinophyceae, Suessiales, Symbiodiniaceae.